AUGGCACCGUAUGAAGCUCUGUAUGGUCUUAAAUGUAGAACUCCAUUGUAUUGGAUUCAUCUCAGUGAGAAAAAGAUACACGAAGUUGAUUUGAUCCAUGAAACUGAAGAGAAAGUGAAAGUAAUCCAAGAUAGCCUGAAAGCAGCUUCUGAUCGUCAGAAAUCCUAUGUUGAUCUUAAACGAAAAGAAAUAGAAUUUCAAGUUGGCGACAAGAUAUUCUUGAAAGUUUUGCCUUGGAAGAAAGUUCUUCGGUUUGACCGCAAAGGGAAAUUAAGUUCGCGAUUUAUCGGGCCAUAUGAAAUUAUUAAAAGAAUCAGAGCUAUUGUGCACCGAUUGGCCCUACUGCCAAAGAUUGACAGAAUUCACAAUGUCUUUCACAUAUCUAUGUUACGACGAUAUUGGUCUGAUCCUUCACAUGUUAUCUCUUCGACAGAGGUUAAGAUCCAACCUCAGAUGACUUACAGUAAGGAACUAAUCAAAAUCCUGGUACAUGAGAUGAAAGAAUUAAUAAAUAAAAAGGUAGCUCUAGUACAAGUCCUCUGGCAACGACACGGUAUAGAAGAAGUUACCUGGAAACUUGAGGAAAUAAUGAGAAAGCAAUAUCCCAAGCUCUUUACUGGUGUGAGACAAGUUGGGUGA
Gossypium raimondii (Peruvian cotton) is the source of this 639-nucleotide messenger RNA. RefSeq lists its product as uncharacterized. The transcript has 2 exons. The record is from RefSeq and is a predicted model, not a curated record. The coding region runs from base 1 to 639 and encodes 212 amino acids. Lineage: Eukaryota; Viridiplantae; Streptophyta; Magnoliopsida; Malvales; Malvaceae.